Messenger RNA from Saccostrea echinata, 1138 nucleotides. RefSeq names its product prostaglandin E2 receptor EP4 subtype-like. Bases 31 to 1026 code for a protein of 331 amino acids. The transcript is spliced from 2 exons. The record is from RefSeq and is a predicted model, not a curated record. Gene Ontology annotation, biological process: positive regulation of cytosolic calcium ion concentration; inflammatory response; adenylate cyclase-activating G protein-coupled receptor signaling pathway. NCBI's taxonomy places the organism in Eukaryota, Metazoa, Mollusca, Bivalvia, Ostreida, Ostreidae. Gene Ontology annotation, cellular component: plasma membrane. Gene Ontology annotation, molecular function: thromboxane receptor activity.
UUACACUGUGUCUUAUGUAAGCGUAGCAGGAUGAACCAGUUUGCAUCGAAGUAUGACUUUCCUAUAUGCAAUAGAAAUGACACCGCCACAUCCUGGGUUCCAGCUGGAAUGGAAUACUUUUUUGGAGUGUCUGGUAAUGUUAUUGCCUUCAUUCUUCUCUGGGUCAACCGCGAGGAACACCGUUGGUUUUCUUUCUUCAAACUGUUCACAGGUCUUGUCAUCACCGAUUUUUUGGGAGUAUUUCUCGCUUAUCCAUUUAUUAUGGCAAGAUACGCGUCUGGAUUCACGUGGUGUUACCCGAAGCCUCUUUGUGAGUUCUGUUCUUUUGUGUUUGUGGAUGCUCAUUUAUCGGCAGCCUUACUUAUCUGUGCAAUGUCAAUUGAUCGAUUUAUGCAUUUAAGGAACACUGAAGGCUACUUGAACUCAAACAUAAACUACACUUUCGUGCUAAUAGGAAUUUGGUGUGGUGCUAGUGUCAUCUCUUUAUUGCACUUAGUUGGAGUUGGAAAAAGUAACUUAUAUUUCCCUGGCUCUUGGUGUUACUUUGACUUUGUGGGCGAUACAACUGGAAACCGCGUCAUGUCUUACCUUUAUUCUGUAAUUGGUUUUAUUGUCAUAAGCGUUACCGUUGCAAUUAACGUCAUUACAAUGUACCGGAUUUGCAGAGACCCGGUACAAAGAGGGAACCUUCUGGACACCAGUGUAGUUUCCGGAUUCUAUGAUUCCCAUGUAAUGAUUUUCAUAAGUGCAGUUACCGUUGUGUUUGUCAUUCUAUGGACACCUCUAGUUGUGGACAUCUUUCUUCAUGCCACUAAUAUAAGAACAAAAAACGACAACAAUGGCAUUGAAUUGUGGCUUUUACGAAUGGCUGUCUUAAAUGCUAUAGUUGACCCAUGGUUGUACAUUGUGCUUAGGAAGGAGUCGCUGCGCCAAAUCGUCUUAUGUUUCCGCUAUUGUAGAAGAAGGUCAGAACUUCAAAACAUGGCUGAGGACGAAUUUAGAGAAACAGACGAAUUGCUUCCCUAAAUAUGAUAUAUUGUUCAUGAAUAUAUAACAUUUGCCACUAAUAAGGAAAAGAAAACAUGUCAUUAUGAAUUGAUGUUUUCUGAUUCAAAAAUAAGCAGGAAUUAAAUGUAUA